GCUAGGAGGACUGCGCUCUGUUUCUGAGGCCGUGUUUGGAAAUGUUGGUGUGUUCGGUGGAUCGUCUUGUAUGGGCGAUCUGCCUGUCUGUUCAGUAUGAAGAGGACAUGGGUUGAAAAAUGCAAAAAUGUUGAAGAACUGGCAUGUCACUAUAAACGGCAUCCCCUGAAUUCCCCCUACCGACCCAAGCUAGCCAAGCCAUGGCAGCCAUCUUCAGUCUGGAGGCUUUUUCACCGUCAAGCUGCGGCAUUUGAAUUUGCCAAAACUUGUAAAGAGGCUAUCCAUGUCUUUGCCUUGGAGAUUGUUCUUGAUGAUGCUGGAAAGCGACUGUAUCUUGUGACAACAUACACAGAGUUUUGGUUUUACUACAGCAAAAAUUCCGAAACCCUGGCUCACUGCUAUGAAGUCAUUCCUGCUGAUACAGUUUGCAAACUUUACUUUGAUUUGGAGUUUUAUAAACCAGCAAAUCCGGGAACUGAUGGCCAAAAAAUGGUUGCUCUUUUAAUUGAGUUUUUCAUCAGGAUGCUUCAGGAACAUUAUGGGUUAACAUGUCCUGCAGAUUGUGUAAUAAAUCUGGACUCCAGCACCGAUGACAAAUUUAGUCGUCACUUAAUAUUUUUAUUACCCAAUGCAGCCUUCAAGGAUAAUAUCCAUGUAGGUCAUUUUAUUAGGACAGUAUUACAGCCCCUAUUCCCUCCAAGUAGUAUAUGUACCCACACAGACCCUGGGACGUCCGUAAUGGAAGCUGCAGAACUCUGUGAAAAUACUUCCACCAAAGGAAAAUGUAAUGGCAGCAUGGAUGUGACAGAGGAAUAUUGUGACCUUUCUUCCUUUCUUGUGAGGGAUAAAAAUGGUGGAAAACAACCUUUUAUAGACCUUGGAGUUUACACAAAAAACAGGAACUUCCGUUUAUACAAAUCCUCUAAACUGGGAAAGAAUGCCGUGUUUGAAUUGGCUGAAGACAACAAGUUUUUCGGCAAGCCCCCCAAGCAUGUGUCAGCGGAAGAGCACAUUUUCCUCUGCUCUUUAAUUAGCAAUGUGAGAUUUACAGACUGCUUAAAAAUCUUGACCUGUACCAGCCCGAGUGACAGGAAUGGAAGUGGUCGUGUCAGCUCUGGAGGAUCCCUUAUUUCAGCAGGCAGUGUCAUGAAUGGAUAUCAGUCUUCACCCUAUCCAGAAAUUGAUCAAUUCAUAUGGUCACUUGUCACAAGAGAAGGCUUCCAAGGAGGUAUUCGGCAGUGGAACUACUUUGCUUCAGAGGAGUUGCUUGUUUAUGACACUGCCAACUACCGCUGGUGUGAAAACAUAUGGCGGGCUCACAAAAGCAAUAAUGUCAUGCUUCUAGUGGAUCUGAAGAGAGAUGUUUGGUAUCAGAAAUGCCACGAUCCAAUUUGCAGGGCACAGAACUUUAAGUCUAAUAGUUAUCCUUUACCUUCUGAAGUAUGUCUUCCAACCAUUUUUAAAGAGGAAGAUGAAGACUGUUGUCUUGCAAUGGAUGAAAACGGGAACAUUAAGAAGACACAACAGUUGGCUAUUCACACAAAACAACAUCUGUCAGGAGAAUCAGAAGAGCAGAUCGGGACUUGUGAACCGGACUGGGAUGAUUGCAUUGAUGAUGCCUGUAUGCUGGAAGCUGCUGAGGAUGCAGAAUUGGCUGACAUCGUGGAUCACAGCCUUUCUGAAUGGAAUUUGGAACGCGCUGAUAUUCCAGAUGAACUACUUUUGGAAGCCAUGGGUGAUCAGGACACCUCAGUAGAACAAUAAAUCAAUGUUUUCUCCGCAUGAAGUCACAACUGUUUGUGAUUUAUGUACUGAAUGAUU
This is a messenger RNA of Nanorana parkeri, 1821 nucleotides long. It is a transcript of the gene PRIMPOL, whose product is annotated as primase and DNA directed polymerase. The coding region runs from base 97 to 1764 and encodes 555 amino acids. The record is from RefSeq and is a predicted model, not a curated record. Gene Ontology annotation, cellular component: mitochondrial matrix; nucleus. NCBI's taxonomy places the organism in Eukaryota, Metazoa, Chordata, Amphibia, Anura, Dicroglossidae. The transcript is spliced from 13 exons. Gene Ontology annotation, biological process: error-prone translesion synthesis; response to UV; mitochondrial DNA replication. Gene Ontology annotation, molecular function: DNA-directed DNA polymerase activity; chromatin binding.